Molecule: messenger RNA, 1699 nt
Organism: Daphnia carinata
Lineage: Eukaryota; Metazoa; Arthropoda; Branchiopoda; Diplostraca; Daphniidae
Exons: 3
Coding region: 304-1152 (282 amino acids)
Cellular component (GO): membrane
Source: RefSeq, a predicted model, not a curated record
CCGACCAUUCACGGGAUAUAAGUGAUUGAAUGUUAUCGAAAAAAAAAAUGAAUUAUCGCGUGAAUCCCCAACUGAUAGCCUCAUUUUGUUUUGGCCUGUGAAAAGUGAAUGCUGUCAACUGCAAGCUUUACGUUAACAAGCACUGACAAUAUGCAAGUAUUCAACUGUAUCACAAAGCUUUAUAUUUUAUGUUUUUUGGGGGUCAUUACCUGUUGAAUUGCGAUCGACCAUGGCACCAGCAAAGGCCUGAAUUCACCAAUUACUUUGACCGACAAUGAAGGAUUCAGCCGUUUAACGAGAGACAUGCACCCGUCUGAUAUGGCACGUGACUCUUGCCCAGAAGAUUAUUCUCCUUGCACUUGCGUAGCAAACGGACCAUCCGCCCUAUACGUGACCUGUACAAACGCCUCGAUCGAAGAAAUCCAAGAUGUAUUUUACCGCACACGAACCGUAGACCUUUACAGAGUUGAAUUGUUCCUCACAAGAUCAAUGUCGGGUACAACUCAUUUGCCAGCCGAUUUAUUGCAAGACAAACGCGCCCAGGAAAUUUUAAUGUUUUGCCCAGUUGAUGCUGAACCCAAGCUCGGUCUUACUUUUGAUCCUGCGGCUUUUGAAUUUAGUCGGUUCAACACGAAUUACUUUGCCCUCGACGGGUGCGAUCUUGCAUCUCAAACGGACAUGCUCUUUUUGAAUGAUUUUUCUAUUCUCGACACGCUGAUCCUGUAUCGUGUUGAUAACAUCGGAUCCGUCUCAACUCUGCCGACUUUUACUUUGCCAGCUCUGAAGAUAUUCGCCAUUAUGAAUUGCACUGGUCUGCAAAAUGUCACUUUCCCGGAUUUGACCCCUGCUACACUAGAACAACUCGUUGUGCAGCGGAGCCAUUUAGAUGAUUCGACAGUGAAUGAUAUUUUGGUAUCUGUGGGCAGUUCGUCUUCCGCCAGCUCGUUAUGGGCUAUCAGCUUAGAAGCCAACGCGUUGACCAAACUGCCAAGGAUCGCCGCCUUCUCAAAAUUAGUUUAUUACGACGUAAGCUCCAAUGUCAUCCCUUACAUUAGCCAAUCGAGUUUGGUCUUCAGCGAUCCCGUGUUCAGUCUUGAUUUAAGUAAUAACUCCAUUACUGCAAUCGAAGGUGGUGCUUUCCUAGAUACAUAAAUCAAUUAUUAUUUGCAUUUGUGCUGUAUGAAAAAAAGCAAUUUUCUCCAUAGGUGAACUCGCGGAAACAUCUUGGGUCAUGCUGGAAUAUAAUCAAUUGACGGAAUUUAGAGAAGACGUUUUCCUACCAAUGUUGCAACAAAUGAACGGGACAAGCGGAGAACUCCGCGUUACGGGAAAUCCGUUUGACUGCGGCUGCAGUUUAGCUUGGCUGAUUCGUGACAAUCCAACUCUCAUCACCUACGUCAAAGGUGGAGUUUGUGGUGGCUUUUUUAGUUCGAGGACCUCAACCCAGAGUCUUACGUCAACUGCUAGAAAUUGAUAUUUGUCGUGCCACCCGCAAAUGGUAUAACAUCGCUUUGGCUGCCGUUUGUUUGACGUGAGUUGAACGCAAUAGAAUUCCACACUUUCAUCCUUACCUUCCGAAGGUUACGCUUGCACUGAUAGGAACCGUUCGGGAAGUAUUGAAAUAAUUAAAAAUUAAGUAUAGCACCAUGCGAUUUUCCCAUACUAUUUUUUAGAACAGAACGGAAUUUGGAAUAUGAAU